CCCAUUUCUAUUUUAUUGAACUCAACUUUAGAAAUUUCAUAUUUUCUUUUUGUACCCGCUAUGGUUGCAAAUAUAAACUGAAAGCUUCCCACUGCAUUUUCAUGUUAGUCGCCGACGUCUGGCACUGAAAAAAGGUCCUUUUUUUUCCCCUUUUUUCGUUGUCUCUGGUAUCGGGCUCUCCCCCACUCCACUUCUUUUGAUUCACCCAGUUUCAGUGCUUGAAGUUUUACCGUUUAAGGAUGGGGCUUACGUGCGCCACCGCGCGCAAUUGGAUGGCUAUUGAACAGCUUUGCGCCAUGGCGUAUGUUUGAGUGCGAGUAUGGGACACCUGCACGGAUAUGUUUUAAUCCAUCAAUGGGUUUCCGACGGAUCACCUUUUUGCUGUCGUUAUUCUGGUGUUGGGGGAAAUAAAGCCAAUGUACGUUCUCUAAUAUUGGCUUUUUGACGUUGUGGAAGAUGAAAUACUUCAUCUACGACGGCAUUUUGAGCUGAGGGUGUUGCUGUGAUUGUCAUUCCAAUUUUCCUGGUUGAUGGUUUCUAAAGCUCUGCUUUGAGGAGUCAACUGAGGUUUAUGAGUAGUUCGAACUAUAUGGAGAUUGAAGGCUUUGAUUUGAACAAAGUCUAUGCUAAUGCUGGAAAUCAUAGCAAGAGGGCUGAUGAUCUCAUUGAUAGAAGCAAAGUGAAAAUAUUGUUGUGCGAUAAUGAUACCAAGAGUUCGGAAGAGGUUCUAACGCUUCUUUCGGGAUGUUCUUAUCAAGUUACUUCAGUAAGCUCUCCAAGGCAGGUAAUUGAUGUACUGAAUGCAGAGGCGCAAGAUAUUGAUGUCAUACUAGCUGAAGUUGACCUUCCAAUGAAGAAGGGCAUGAAGAUGUUGAAGUACAUUGCACGAAACAAAGAUUUGCAUCGAAUUCCUGUUAUAAUGACGUCAGCACACCAUGAGGUAUCCAUUGUUAUGAAGUGUUUGAGACUUGGAGCAGCAGACUAUCUAAUAAAGCCUUUACGCUCUAAUGAACUAUUAAAUUUGUGGACACACAUGUGGAGAAGGAGGCGCAUGCUUGGUCUGACAGAGAAGAACAUAAUGAACUAUAAUUUUGAUCUAGUAGCAUCGGCCAUAAUGAACUAUGAUUCUGAUCUGGUAGCAUCAGACCCUGGAGAUGGUAAUACAACCAGUACCGCCUUGUUCUCAGAUGAUACAGAAGACAAGUCCAACAGGAGCACUAAUCCGGAGGCAGGAAUGUUAAUCCAGCGGCAAGAUGAGUCUAAAGGUGCUGCUGCUGAUGCUCCUGAGAAGCCCCCGGCUGGCCAUGCAUCAGAUUAUUUGCUUGGUGUGCCUGGAAUUAGUGAUCACCAGACAAGGCACUGUUCUUCAGGACCAAAGAAGAGUGGACUAAGGAUUGGGGAAUCAUCGGCCUUCUUUAGUUAUGUUAAAACAACCAUGCAAAAGAGCAACUUGGAAGGGAUUCCUCAAGCUCAGAGUAACGCUGCUACGCAACUGAGGAUGGAAGACAUGCAUCAAACUUGUCCACGAGGGGUUUAUGACCUUAAAACACAUGAAAAUAGAGUGCCAAGUGAGAGACCUAAUAAAGAUUAUUUACCCAGCAGCAUUAGUAAUGCUGAUUCUUUCUCCGUUGACAAUUCUUCUGCUCCACCCGCUUCCAUGGGAGCUCUAAAUCAAAAGAACUUAAAUGAACAUUUACCACAGGAUGUUAUCUGUAUCAGAAAUGGAAGUCAUAUUCCUGAGACUGAAGUACCUGGUACUCCUUCCCAUCAUGCUCAUCCACAUUAUAUUUCAGGGUUCUUCAAUCACCUUCUGAUGCUAUCCUCAGCGCCAAUGUAUCCUAAGAAUCACCAGGACCAACAGAAUCAUGCUAGUUGGAUAACUUCCUUGCCAUAUUACCCCAUGACUAUAUGCUUACAACCUGGUCAGACGUCCUCAGCUCAUUCACGGCCAUCAUUUGGAAGUUCAGGUUCAUCCAAAGCAAAAGUGGAUGUAGUUGAUAGAAGAGCAGAAGCAUUGAUGAAGUUCAGAAAGAAAAGGAAAGAACGAUGCUUUGAUAAGAAAAUUAGGUAUGUCAAUCGGAAGCAGCUUGCUGAAAGGCGACCUCGGGUGAGGGGACAGUUUGCGAAAAAGUUGAACGGAGUCACUGUUGAUCUUAAUGGACAACCUGCUUCCAUUGACUAUGAUGAAGAGGAGGAGGAGGACGAUGAUGAAGAGAACAAUGUGAGAGAUUCAUCUCCUGAAGAUGCUCGAGAAUGCAGAAUCUCUGCUUUGAGCGAGGACCCUUAAUCUGGCAUCACAUUGCCAUG
Neltuma alba is the source of this 2307-nucleotide messenger RNA. Its product is annotated as two-component response regulator-like APRR1. The transcript has 6 exons. Lineage: Eukaryota; Viridiplantae; Streptophyta; Magnoliopsida; Fabales; Fabaceae. Gene Ontology annotation, biological process: phosphorelay signal transduction system; cytokinin-activated signaling pathway. The record is from RefSeq and is a predicted model, not a curated record. Gene Ontology annotation, molecular function: protein binding. Bases 572 to 2287 code for a protein of 571 amino acids.